Messenger RNA from Kockovaella imperatae, 1391 nucleotides. Its product is annotated as acyl-CoA dehydrogenase/oxidase. Gene Ontology annotation, biological process: L-leucine catabolic process. The transcript has 15 exons. Lineage: Eukaryota; Fungi; Basidiomycota; Tremellomycetes; Tremellales; Cuniculitremaceae. Gene Ontology annotation, molecular function: flavin adenine dinucleotide binding; 3-methylbutanoyl-CoA dehydrogenase activity. The record is from RefSeq and is a predicted model, not a curated record. The coding region runs from base 68 to 1345 and encodes 425 amino acids.
UUUACAUCGUGGCUUAGAUAGAUACGUUGCGUCUAUAUCGAUUCUAGGCCAUACUAAACUCGCGAAGAUGCUGAUACAGAAGCUGAGGCUGUCCGCCAGUUCUCUUCGUCGAUCUGUAGCUUCCGGACCGUCUGUCGUCCGGACAUUUACUUCGAGCUACAACAAUGCCAUUGCAGGAUUGACCGCAGAACAAGAGGAGUUCCGUGAUGCUGUGAUCGACUUUGCAAGCAAAGAAGUGGCCCCGCUAGCUGUGGAGAUCGACAAGAACAACAAGAUGCCAAGGGAACUGUUCAACAAGAUGGGAGAGAUGGGUUUGCUAGGUGUGACGGUACCAGAGGAGCAUGGCGGGCUGGGGAUGGGGUAUCUCGCUCAGACAAUCGCGAUGGAGGAGCUAAGUCGAGCUUCUGCUUCUGUGGGAUUGAGCUAUGGAGCGCACUCGAAUCUCGUUGUCAAUCAGCUUAGGAGAUGGGCAAACAAAGAUCAAAUGUCCAGAUACAUGAGUGACCUAUGUACGGGUGAAAAGGUUGGAUCCCUAGCCAUGUCGGAACCAAACGCAGGAUCGGACGUCGUGUCUAUGCGGACCAAAGCGGAGAAGAAGGGAGACCGAUGGAUCUUGAAUGGAUCGAAAUGCUGGAUCACCAAUUCUCCCAUAGCAUCUACAUUCAUUAUCUACGCUAAGACUGAUACCUCGGGACCACCCUCAAAAGGUAUCACUGCAUUCAUCGUCGAGAAGGGUUGGAAAGGGUUCGAAGUGGGAGAGCCACUGGAUAAAUUCGGAAUGAGGGGCUCCCCAACGGCAGAACUGUUCUUUGACAAUGUGGAGAUUCCGGAGGAGAACGUCCUUGGAGAGGUCGGUAAAGGAGCAAAGGUCCUCAUGUCCGGCCUGGACCUGGAGAGACUGGUUCUGAGCGGAGGUCCUCUUGGUAUCAUGCAAUCUGCUCUUGAUCUCGCGCUUGAAUACACACAUGAACGCAAGCAAUUCGGUCAGAAGAUUGGGACUUUCCAAUUGAUGCAGGGCAAAAUUGCGGACAUGUACACCAAGCUCAGUGCUUGUCGUUCGUACGUUUACGCUGUGGCUAGAGCAUGCGAUCAGGGUAAAAUCUCUCGGCAGGACUGCGCUGGCGCCAUCCUGUAUUCCUCGGAUAGAGCUGUGGAAGUCGCUCUGGACGCUCAGCAAUGCUUGGGGGGUAACGGAUAUAUCAACGAUUACCCUGUCGGCAGACUGCUACGCGAUUCUCGAUUAUACACUGUCGGAGCUGGCACUCAAGAGAUCAGACGCAUGCUCAUCGGUCGAGAAUUCAAUGCCAUGUUUGACGAAGCGCGAGGGAAAGCCACGAUGCAGUAGAUUACCUCAUCUCUACACAAACGCAACGCAUGUAUCUAUCAUGUUG